CCGAAAAAAAAGUUUCUUGCGCGGUGCCGUGUGCUGUGCCAAGACGGGAAGUUUAAUUCUAAUUUUAACGCUGAAAAUUGCUUUAGAAGUGAAUCGCUACGGUAGACAUCGGUGUAACUAACUUUCGGGCAUGUGAAUUUGGUGAAAUUUAGUGAUUUGGCUGGAUAGCUAGGGCAAAAACGUCGAUUAAUGUUUGAACUUGGUCAUUGUACAGAAGUGCGGCAACCCAGCCAUGAGAUAGUGCAUCUUGGACUAGUGUUGGUGUGUUUUGCGGUGCAUUCUACACAAUAACAAGGUGCCAACACUGGCAACACUGUAUCGGGUGUGCAACUCUCCGGAACGGACCUCCAAAAGGGAGGACAAGAAAACUCCACUUUUUCCGUACCAGACUGUGGUGAACGAGCAAAGUGACAGACAGAGAGUCGUAGAAAACAACAAUGGCAGCCAUCGUGGAGCAUUUUUCAUGCUCAUAACAUUGUUUUUCUCGUGCGUGAAUGCCCGGAAACAUAACUUUUAAUCCGUACCGUGCGUGCUAAGUGAUCUGCGGUUCCAAGUGUGCUGUAGUGCAGUGUGAGCCCCAGGCAGCAGCCAUGGAUUUUGACGAAGAUUCCUCCAACACCAGGGAGGCAUCCUGCACUCCACCGCUGCCGACGACGGAUUUGACACCGAACGAGAUUAUGAAAUUUGGUCCGGGUGGUGAGGACGACUUGCCUACUCCGGAGAGAGUUGCUUCCCCGGAGACGGUUCCGGAAGCGGCAGCGGAUAUACCUACGGUGGAAGAAGUAGCCGUUUCCAAGCAACCAGAAUCGAAGGACGACCAGCAACAACAGCAGCAGCAAGGUGUCGUCACUUUGGAAGCAGACAAAAAUGGCGAACUAAAAAUCUCGAUUGAGAAAGAUAGUGCUACGUCUAAUUCGCCCGUGUCCUCUUCGAAGGGGCCAAGGGCUGAGGAGGAGAUUGGUGAGAAAAAAUCUUCUAGGAAGCCCGGAGACGCUGCGGAAGAGGUGAAACAAACUGAAAAGUCGUCAAAUCAAUCAGAAAAACUUCAGAAGUCGCCCACAGGGGAUAAAACGGACAAAAAGUCAGAUAAAAAGAAAGAUUCCGACCGACCCAAAAGGGACAAAGGCAAAGAUCGCGAACAGAGUCACAGUAAAGACAGAGACAAAGAAAAUGCGAAGGAAAAAGCAAAGGACAAGGUGAAAGACAAGGACAAGGAAAAAGUUAAAAAAUCCAAACAAAAAGACGAUGACAGGGAUCAACCAAAAGACCGGAAGGACAAGGAAAGGAAGGCAUCGGAGAAGCGAAAAGAUCGCAAAAACCGUAGUCGUUCCAGGGAAGAUCGUAGGAAACGUGACGAAUCAAAAGCAGAGCUGUUGCGGAGCAAAGUGGCUACUGUUAGGAAAAAUAGUGAAGAUCGAUUCAAAUCCAAUCGAAACCGAAGAUCGCGGUCCAAGGAACGCAACAACCAGCUGAGAAGUUUUACUCCUCCAAGUGGAAAGAAUCGCAAUUUGGAUCGCUCAAAGAGCUUGUCACGCCAGUUUUCCGAUGAGCGAGUUAAACUGAAUCGAAUGGAGUCUAGAGAUCGAAUGUCGGCCAUACGUUCAAAGGAAAGCAUCGCGAGCACAAGUCGCGAUCGUUUUGGUUCCCAUCACAGUAUGAAUGACACCACAACGACGAUCCAGAAGCGUAACGAACAAUCACCAAUAGCUCUGUCCGCGAUCAAGCACACGAUCAGCCCUCCGGUGAUAACUUGGCGACAGAAGAUUUUCUCCAAGACACCUCCACUAGUUCGUCCAGCUCCGAUAACUCCUGCGAUUGCGGCACUGCAGGCCUACGAUGAUGACUCGUCACAAACGGAUGAUGAACUAACGUCUAAGAAGAAAAUCGCAUCAAUAGCCCAGGAUAAAUCCAAGAAAAAUAAAAGCGCAGUUGAGAAGAGCAAGAGCAAAAGCAAGGACAAAGAAAAAAGUGUGAAAAAAUCAAAGGAUAGCUCGUCUCGCAAAAAGAAAUCCAAAGAAAAGCGAAAAACGGACAAGAAACGAAAGAAAUCUCCAGAGGCAAAGAAGAAAAAGAAGAAGUCAAAGAAGCCGGAAGAGGUUCCCGCUGAAGAAACUUUAACUAAGGAUACGACAGAUACCGAGUUGGAUGUUUCGUUGCCAGAAGACGAGUUUAAUGAGGAGGAAGAGGAAAUAAUCAAGAGAAUUAAGUUGGAACAGCUGGACGAAAGAGAUGAACUACAAUUCAAUCAAAUUGAAAUAGAUUAUAGUAUUGUAAAGCAGGAACCUUUAACAGACGAGGAAAAGGACAAGGAGAAGGAUGUGCCUGUUGCCGAUACGUCAGAAGCGAUAAUUCCAGAAGCGGUAACACCAGAAGCUGUUCCGGAAGAAAAUGCCGCCAAUCCCGAUGAGGUUAACAGUCCUCCGGCGGAGCAGAAAGAUCCGGUACCAUCGGUACCGCGGUUAAAAUUCAGCUGUUCAUUCUUGAAUGAUUUGAGUAACCUGGAUAAACCGGAAUUAGUUGAUCGCAAUCGCAAGGAAACCGAUUCUCCUGAUACCGAUGACUAUGCUUCCAAUUGGGAAAAUGACGAGUUUAGCAGCCCACUGGUAACCAUCAGUAAAACAUUAAUCGAAGCUCCUCCGAAGGAUGAAAGUAAGAAAGUGACUACGAUCGAAGAAGACUCCAAACGAGUAAGGCUGGCACCGAAAAGUAUCCACGAGCAGAUUAUUCCAUUGGACGAUUUAUUGAACAUACAAAGUAGACUGCAGAGUAUGAAAUCACAAAUGGAACAAACAGGAACACUGGAAUCUAUCGCCAAGGUAGGAGAAAACAAGACGCCACCGACCGCUAAAGAGGUUGUACCGGAAAAGCUUGCCAGCGAAUACGAGAAUUUUAUACAAUUGUUGGAUCCUCCUAAGAAUGAUGUCGUAGAACCGGAAAAUGCUGCGAAACCUGAUGCUGACAGUAAAGAAGCAAAAAAGAAAAAGAAAUCUGGCGAGCGAAGGUCUUCCUCCAGUACGACUACCAGCACAACUUCAACGGAUAGCUCCAGUUCCAGUUCCGAUUCCAGCUCAUCCAGUUCUUCAAGCUCCAGUUCCAGUUCAUCGGACUCAUCAACGGACAGUUCCAACGAAGAAACGACCAGCAUCAAGAAGAAAAAGAAGAAAAUAGUGCUUGUGAAGAGAAAGAAGAAAACACUCCCGAAACCAAUUGUAUCAUUUGAAGAGAUAGAAAAGUUGGCCAGUGAACUUGUAGAGCCGGAUGAUAAUGACAGCAACACUGUUACAGAACUGCCAUCCGCACCGGAGGUCACAGUUCCAGCCGCGUCACAAGAAGUUACACCUCCUAAGGUCCCUCGGCUAGUCCUACCGGAUCAUCUGCUACCGAAGAUAAAAACGCCAUCCAUCCCGUUGACGACGCCCCCGAAAAUCUACAGCAUCCGAGAUGAUUCCUUGGUGGAACCAAUCAGCAGCCAAGAAUCAUUCACCAGUGCUAUUCAGCCUCUAACGCUCGAACGUGAUUUACCAUUCAAACUAAAACUACAGAACAAGACCAAAAUUAUUCCCGGGAUGACAACAUCUGCCUUGUUGGGACCGGAAGACGAAGAAGAUGCAUCCGUGAAGAAAGAAGAGAUCAAAGAAGACCAUUCCCAGAAGCCAUCUCAACCUCGGAAAGAAAAAAGUCGUCCGAAAGAAGAUGUUCGAGAAACAAAACGUUCUCGAGAACGAAAACCUAACGAUAACCACAAUUCGGAGCGUGGUCGAGAUAGAAGUGCACCGCCGAAGAAACGACGAUCCAAAGAUCGCAUGAGCAAAUCCAAGGAACGGAGUCCCAUCCACCGGAGGCGUCUUUCUCAAGACAGGACCAGAGACCGAGAACGCCGAAGGGAACGAUCGCAUCCUUUGCGAUCGCCACCUCCACCAUCACGAAGAAAUCGAAGUCCACCACCUCCUUCGUCCAGGCGAAGACGAUCGCGCUCCCGGUCCCGGAGUGUCAGUCCUGCACUGCAACGGAGGCCGCCGAGUCCACCAGCAGAACGAAGCCCACGGAGACGUUCCCGGUCACCUUACUAUCAGCGGCCUCCAUCUCCCAAGGAGAAACCACCCACGGAGAAUCAAAUCGAUGUGGUCACUAGUUCCGGUACCGGAACGUUUACCUCACCUAAGGAUCAAUCACCUGUGGCCGGAUACAAGAAAAGCAUUGCCGAUUCCACCAUCAGCGAUGCCGAGUUGGAAAACCAGAAACGAAAAAUUACCGCUUACAGUGAAAGCUCUGCCUACAACAAUGUGUAUUCCAAGACGUAUGGAUUUUACGAUCCCCAGGACAUGGUCCUCGAAGGGCCAGAGGAGGGCGGUUCUCCGAAACGGAUAUCGUUGGACGAUAGAAUCAACAUAGUCUUAGGGAUCAAUGGUACCGAAGUGCCCAAACAAAUUCAAACUACGUCUCAACAACCUCCUGCUGAAAAUUACGGAGAUUAUCAGCCGAUUCAAACGAUAAGCCAUGACACGCGGCAGCAACCGCCGCCACCUCAACAGUAUCCAGUUCAAUACCCUGGAUCUAUCAACUCCCCAAUGUUACAUCCACCUCCUCCCCAACAACACUACCCAACCAACUACCCCCAGGAAUACCAUCAUAUUCCGCCUGGGCCACCUACAGGUCCGCCUGGGUAUCCGUACGGCCAUGGACCACGACCACAUUUCGGCCCAGGGCCACGUGGACCACAGCAAAAUUGGCCUUCUCAACCACAACCCAUUCCUUCGCAUGUCAAUCUCUAUCCAAACGAAUUGUAUCACCAUAAUCCAAACAUCCCACCUCCUCCACAAAUGCAUCCGGUCGAUCCAGCAAAAACCCACGUCAAACAGGUAGGUAACGUGUUGGAGAUCGUUCCGGCCAUCGUCCCACCUCCUGCUCCGCAUUCAGUCAAACCUACUCCCCCACCACCACCGACGCCAGUGGAACCACCUCCUCCUCCUGCCGUAGUUCCACUCCAUAAUUUCCUUCCCGUUCAACAGCCCCCUUCGGUUGUCACUCCUAUUACUAUACCGCCGCCACCACCUGCUUCUUUUAUCCUUGUAACCCCAAAGAUCCUUACGGCCGAAGAACUGAAACUCCGUCACGAACGAAGACUCGAACUGAAGAAGAAAAUCCGCAUCGAACGGGAAAAGAAGCGUAUGGAGAAGAAAAUGCGGAAGGAAAAACUCAAAAUGGAAGUCAAGAGGCUGCUGUCGGAAACUGCCACGAUGGCCAACGCAUCCUCAUCCGAAGAAGAGUUCGCUGCCGUCAAACAUCAGGAUUUGGUCUCGUCGUUGAACCGAAACUACGACCGGAGUAUACUGCGGACUAAAACUGGUUCAUGCGUGGCCAGGAAAAAAGUCCUGUUUGCCGAUGGCGUGGCACCUGGCGAUGAAUCCUCGUCGUCCGGCGCCGAAGCGCUUCGGUCCCCAGCCAAGAUAGCCGCCUCCAAGACUCGCAAGAAAUUACGCCGGAAACGAACGCUGAAGGCCACCGGAAGAAAGCGGCUGAUCGAUCGGUUGAAGUUGCCGGACAUCAACCUCGAAGAACAAGAACAGGUGGAUCCGGAGCUGGAGAGCAUGCCGCCGCCUCCCCCUCCGCCCGGUUCACCGCCUCCAGAGCUGUCCCAACCUCGCUGCAUCAAUCCGCCUCCGGUGCAAAUGAUCGAUUUACGCGAUGUCCCCCCAAUGCUGCCAUUUCGUUCUUCUAGUGGCAGUUCUACACCUUCGGGUACGCCUUCUUCUGGUGGCGCUAGCAUGCCGCCUUCUGCGUAUUCUCCUGCAUCAACACCAUCAAACGGUGGCAAUAAUACUACUAUUAAUCCGAAUCACAAUAUGAACAGUCACGGCGGACCACCCCCGCCACCACCCUCCGGUGCAUCCGGCGUCAGUCCCAGUAUGUACCGGCCUGUGCCGAUGCCUCCGAACAUACCACCACCUCAUAUGCGGUCGCAUCAUCACCAGCACAGCCAUCAUUUUCAUCCACUGCCAUCGCAUCUGCAUCAGCCUCCUCCGCCUCCGCUGCCAUCCGGUAUGGCUCCAGGUGGACACAUGAAGAAACCGCGCCGGGACGGAUACCGCAGUGGGCCCCAUCCACCGCCAAUGGACCAGUCGCCACAUCCGAUCGAAACGAUUGGAACUUCCGGGCCUUCUUCGCGGCACCCCAUGUAUGAGUCGUUGCAUUGAAAGGUUUGUGAUUUGGAGGGAGCGAGUUCAUCUGAAGAUAAUUUCACAAAACAACUAGCAAACUCAACAAUAGUAAUAUAUAAUUUAGAUUUUAAGGGCAUUCAAAAAUUUUAUCCAAUUUAACAUUGGAUCUUACAAGAACAGAUAAUAUUCAAUAAAUCUAUGCAUAGUAAUAUGUAUUGCAAUUAUUUUGAACUAUCCAUUUGCGUGAAAUGUUAUAUUUACGCUUAUAGAAACAAAUUCAAACUUAAGAACAGCUACCCAUAUGUCGUCUUGUGUUGAACAUACCUAGUUUAAGCUUAGAAUGGAUUUUAUGUAAAGUCUUGAAAAUAAAUUAAAGAAAUGUUAUCUUCUGUAGAACAAUAAGAA
Messenger RNA from Aedes albopictus (Asian tiger mosquito), 6563 nucleotides. RefSeq names its product myb-like protein X. NCBI's taxonomy places the organism in Eukaryota, Metazoa, Arthropoda, Insecta, Diptera, Culicidae. Gene Ontology annotation, cellular component: nucleus. The transcript has 5 exons. The coding region runs from base 591 to 6194 and encodes 1867 amino acids. The record is from RefSeq and is a predicted model, not a curated record.